Messenger RNA from Salarias fasciatus (jewelled blenny), 1274 nucleotides. RefSeq names its product akirin 1 (gene akirin1). Gene Ontology annotation, cellular component: nucleus; chromatin. Gene Ontology annotation, molecular function: transcription coregulator activity. NCBI's taxonomy places the organism in Eukaryota, Metazoa, Chordata, Actinopteri, Blenniiformes, Blenniidae. The transcript is spliced from 5 exons. The coding region runs from base 174 to 737 and encodes 187 amino acids. The record is from RefSeq and is a predicted model, not a curated record. Gene Ontology annotation, biological process: myoblast migration involved in skeletal muscle regeneration; positive regulation of myoblast differentiation; positive regulation of lamellipodium assembly.
GCAGUUCGUCAGUUGGCUUCUUCCUCAGAGGAGAAAAUCCGUUGUUGUGGAGAGGAAGAAAGGCCAACAAGAAACCCGAAGAGCUUUUCACGGACAGAUCGCUCGCGUUUAACCCCAUUUUUUGCGGGUCGUUUCCCCCCCCAACUUAUUCUUUCCCGUUUACUUUAGCUAAAAUGGCUUGCGGAGCUACGUUAAAGCGGUCGAUGGAGUUUGAGGCCCUCCUCAGUCCCCAGUCUCCCAAGCGGAGAAGGUGCAAUCCACUACCGGGGAGUCCAAGCACUCCGUCCCCGCAAAGAUGCAACCUCCGUCCCCCAGUCGACAGCCCGGUGCACUCGAUGUCUCCCCCGGCCAUCAGUGGCGAACACAGGCUCACCCCAGAGCAAAUCUUCCAGAACCUCCGUCAGGAGUACAGCCGGAUCCAGAGGCGGCGGCAGCUGGAAGGAGCCUUCCAACAGACGGAGGCCUGCAGCAGCAGUGACGCCCCCAGCCCCAGCUCCUCCCUCAGUGCUCCCAGCUCCCCACCAGGUGCCUCAAGGAAGGACCAGCCCUCGUUCACACUGAGGCAAGUGAGCUACCUGUGCGAGCGCCUGCUCAAAGACCACGAGGAGAAGAUCCGGGAGGAGUACGAACAGAUCCUUAACACAAAACUCGCAGAACAAUAUGAAUCGUUUGUGAAAUUCACACAAGACCAGAUCAUGCGAAGAUACGGAGCUCGGCCUGCGAGUUAUGUGUCCUGAGCUCACAUCAGUGAGAUCCCACUUUUCCUCUCACAAGAUGGCUGCUCCUCUACUGCCUCCUUCCAGUUGAUUUACAUUUUAUUUCCCUAACACGCCCCCCCUCCUCCUACUCCCCUCUCAAACUGUUUGGGUGCCAUGGUUUAUCCACUUUUUAAUCCAAAUGUUGGUUUCGUACUUCAAAACAAUUGCUGCUGGCCAAAAGUUUCUAAGAAUCUGACCUGUGAACUCAGUAUGAAGCCCGCUUUUUUUUCUCUCCUCAAUUUCAUCUUUAAAUUCUUUUAAUUUCUUUUUCUCUCCCCAGACUUAAGCUGAUAUUUGUCGAAUCUCUUGCCGGCGCUGUAGAAAAAGCUUAUUGGCUCGUGACCAUGCUGUAUAAUCCUCCAGCAGCUGUAUUUAAUGGCUCCCGCUUCUCACCUCGUUCCCACUUUUCUUGCUCUCCCCACCUCCCCCUGCGCCUCCUCCCACCUCACAACUCUUUACCUGAGAAUGUGGAUUUUUUUCCCUUUUGAAGAAAAUAAAGUUCUGUGACUAAAAGUG